This is a messenger RNA of Trypanosoma rangeli, 5052 nucleotides long. RefSeq lists its product as uncharacterized. The transcript has a single exon. Lineage: Eukaryota; Euglenozoa; Kinetoplastea; Trypanosomatida; Trypanosomatidae. The record is from RefSeq and is a predicted model, not a curated record. Bases 1 to 5052 code for a protein of 1683 amino acids.
AUGACACACGCUGAGCGUCUCAAAGCGUCUUCACCACCCUCCUCGCAUGAUGGCGACAGCCUGCACGAAUGCUUCUCGUUGGCUCCACCGAUGGUGGCCUGCCUGGUGCGCCACAUCGACCGUGCAUUGGGGGCGGUGACCACCCCGCCUGCUGUCGAGCGUUGCGUUGUGGAGCUACAGGCCUUCUUUCAGCCCUACAUUGCCGCCAGCCGGGUGGUGGAAAACUGCAUCCCCGGAAGCAAACUGCGGCUGCAAUUUGGCAAGGCGAUGGAUAUCAACACCGGUGCCAGCUCUUCGCUGCUCAAUGUGUACAUCCUCGCCGUAGACCAGUCGUACUCGCGCCCCCGUCUGCUAACGCACGUUGCGAGGCGGUGGCGCGCGCUCUUAGAAGGCGUAGGUCAGGAAGGACAUGCUUUGGUGAUGUUGUAUCAUCAGGACCUCGUCAACGCGGCAAGCUUCAGCGCCCACAGAGCCUCAGGAGUCGCGGCUGACGCCGAUGGGACGAAGCGACCGGACCAACUGAAGGCGGACGCCGCCGUGGCGGCGUUGGAGCCGUACUUUGAGGAGCUUAAGGCACUUCGGUUUGCGCCGCAUCAGAUGUGUGCGUACCUUCCGAACGAGGCUCCUAUCCGCGUCCUGGAACGACUGCGAGCGGCGUUUGUGGAGCGGACCACGCGGCUCACGGCGGCGUUUGAUGGCUACCAGCAGCGCCACCUGCACCCCGCACGCACCGACAGCAACAUCAGUGGUCACGGCAUCUGCGUCACAGCGGCGACGGUGGAUGUGUGGAACCUGCACGAGUGUUGGCGACGCGGAUAUGACUUAGCGAGGCACCUCUUGCAGCUUGGUGUGGUCAAGGAGGCCAGGAAGGUGUUUGCAAGAAUGUUUUGCCUGUACUAUUACCACUCCGAGGACUACGGCUUUGUUAAGAGUAAGGCGACCCUCACGCGGUUGGGGAAGUUUUCCAACUUAUUUGACCCUAAAGCAUUUUCUGCUGGUCGUAAUGGCUACCCGUCGGUGCUGUUAGACGAUGCGGAGAUGUUGGAGGGGCUCCUCUUCAUCGUGGCGUGUGAAAUGUGGUGUGCGCUGCAGCUUGGACUUCGCAAUACCGCCUUCGCGCGGUACAAGGAGUUUCUGCAUGUGGCACGGGAGAAGUUUACGGAGGAGACAAACUCGAAAGUCACAGACACGUGGGAGCUCAUCUUCCUGCUUCGCUGCACCCUCUCUGCGAUGCGGCUCAACUGGUACGUUGCCAGGCCGGAAAUUAGUGGAAGUGACACGGUAUUGUCGCCCAGUCCGCGGAAGGCUGCCCCGCACCACCACCACCACAUCUAUCAGGAAGAGGAGGAGGAGGUGUGCCCGCCAAAACCGCGUUGGCUCAGUCAGGAGCGCUCUGACGUUUUAUCCGUCCCUCUGAUGAACGAAUGGGACAUCGCCGCAACGUCGCCCAACCUGGACGCUAGCUUGUCGUCCUUCACUGUGGAUGCUGGGGAGGAGGCAAAGGCUCAACGAAGUGCGGACGAAGGUGGAGGAACGAUAGCUGAGGAAGCUUCAAUGAAUGUCACACGUAUGGCAAUGACAGAGCGACUGUUGGCGUUGUGCCACACUCUUCAGGUGGAUUGGUGCUCUGAGUCGCGCUGGAUGUGUCAACUGCUCGCCAAACUCGCUACGGCUGCGUUGGAGUAUCUUACGGAUCUUGCAGCCAUCAUUGGCUAUCGCGAAACGGGCGAGGUGAUUGCCCCAUUACCGUCUACGUCGCCACCGCCGGCAGUCUCCGAAUUUGGGAUGCCAGAGCUCGCCUCAGCUGCAGCCUUUGCAUCGUUUUACCGCACACUUACGGAGACGGCUGCGAUUGGGCAUUUUCUACUGGGCGACCGCCACCUUGAGCACGCCCUGUACUACAGGUGUGCACUCUCGCACCGCAUUGAGAACCCCGCCGUUACGGCCGAGCUAUGUCGGGAGCGUCUUAUUCCAUUUUGCCUGCAUCACGGCUGGCUGCAGCUUCAGACUGCGGUGCAUUGCCUGUUUGUGGAAUCCAUGGAUCGCGUCAUGCAGCAGCGCGAAGCACUAAGCCAGUCGCCGCUAAACUGCGAGGAGGCGGCGGGGUUGAAGGAGUCAAUUUUGUAUAUUAUUGGCGCUCUUCACGAGCGUGGGGCGUUGCUGCAAGAAAUUCAGGUUCUUUGUGGGAGGCGGUCCCCGGAAGAGUGGUGGCGGCGCCUGAAGCAGGUCGAUAGCAAAUGGAAGAACUGCAAUGAAGCGAAGGAUGAAGCAAGUUAUAGUAUCUCGCGGUUAUUGAGAGAUCCCCAUGCCUUCUGCUUGUACUCUGACUCUCUGCUGGAGGCGGCAACACAAAGUCCGGACGAAAUAACCUCCGCAGCGACGAUGGCAACAACGGGGGAGGUGGAGUCUGUGCCUGCGUCCCUAGGCAUGCGAGGAACACUUGGUGAAACGGUUUUGGUGUACUUUACUGCCACCUGCCUUGUGGACAUUUUGGGCCUUGAGACAGACGAGGAACAGGAAGGGUGCCGCCUCACACCUACAGCGGUGCUUGCGUCAAAGAAGGAUUGGGUGGACGCGGAGGAGCCGAUGCAUAUUGUGGAUGUCACCAAAGUUGUGUCUUCCUCCUACAACGCAGAGAAGGGAUGGCUUCAGUGGGCGUGGGAGUUUCGGCCAUGUCGAGCCGGGGAGUACUACCUGCUUUAUAUCACGCUGCGUGUGGGUGCGACAACGCUGGUGUACCUGCAUGACCAAUCGGUAACGUUAUCGGGUGGUGGCCUUAACACCGCCGCCACCGCCGCCGCGGAUGACGUCUCUAGUAGUGUUGAGGCAACGCCGCGGUGCUUGCUUUCUGUGCCUGAGCCAGACAUUGGCAUCAAACUGUUCGUGCUGCCGCCUGAUGAGUCCCACUGCUUCGGCGACACACUCAAUUUCUUUAAAGUUUACGUGGAGGUGGAGCAGCCACUGGAGCCUCCGCGGAAUACCACAACCGUCGCUUCAGUGUCCUCCGCUGCCUUAGCGAGAGAGGAGGCCGGGGGUUGCAGGAGUUGCCUCUUUGAGAUGGCCAUCCCACCGGGCUCAGUUACUGCCACGAUGACGACCGCACUACAUUCCUCGGGUCAGUGGGAUUCAAAGCAUCCUUUUGUGUCAGAAGCAACACAGGCGCCAGAUCCCAGUACGUUGGCACUUAUUUGCGUCAAUCGCCCCAGGCGGCACACGGGGUCUCGCACACCCGCCACUGUCAGCGCGCCGACACUGAAAAAUGUGAAGGAGGGGACGCUACUGUACGAUACGGCGGCAUCCCGCCACACUGAGGUUGAUCCCGUCGCCAACUCCGUGUUGGGUAGUUCGAAGCUGAACCCGUUCCAUUUUGCCGUCUCCAUUGCCGAUGAAAAGACAGGUGCCUCAACUGAUGUUCCCGUGAAUGAAGACUUUAUCAUGUCCCACCUUCCACCGCUGCUCCGCAGUAGUGGCGGCAAGGGCUCCGUCUCUGAUGAGGCUGGCACGGGAGAACGAGUUGCGUCUAUGCAUCUGGAAGGCAGUAUUGUAACAAACCCACGACAGCAAUGUUGUUUUAGAAUAUGCCUUGACAACAGCGAGCAGCAAGAGGGGGCUGAAGGGGGAGACGCGAAUCUUGGCAAAGUGUUGGAGGCGACCCGUCUUGAGUGUCAGCUGCCUGUGCUACCCAUAUUUAUGUCCAGCACCGAUGACUGUGCGCAGGUGUCACUUUGCUGUCAGCGUAACAUGGAGUCAAGCACCACAAGUAUGCUUGUGCCCUUUCGCUUUGCUCAGGCCUUUACGGUUACAUACGUCUUUAAAUGCGUUCAAAGCCGCGUCUAUUGUCUUGUGCGGGUGGAAAACGUGCUUAGGAAGACCUCACUCUGGAUGCGUGGUGCGUUGCUUGAGCUGCUAGACACGGAGGGCUAUUACAAACUCACUCGGGUCUCCUCCACGCACGAGCGCCUCAUGUUGCGUGAGUGGAAACCGCAUGAGACGAUGCAUCUGUUCUUUGAACUCACCUCUUUUUCUGAGCCAUGUUCCCGUGAGAAGGAGGUUUGUCAUCGUGUGCGACUACAAUUGAUGUACUCCAAUUGGUCGCUGGCGUCCGGGAUGAUGCCGAUGGAGGCGCACAUUCUGCGCCCAAUUUCCGUCAGUUCAGCACCCUCCUCUUAUGUCACUACCCCGGAGAGAAUUUCGUUGGCUGCCGUGGCGUCUGUGGAUGCGAGCGCCGACGGAGCGUCGGAGAUGCGCCAACCGUACGCAGGGAGACACUCAGUCUGCAGUAGUGCCCUGGAACGAUCAAUCUGUUUUGCCAAGCAGCCACAAUUCUGCUUCAACUCUGUACAGUUGGAGAAUUUGCGGGCAACCUGUAAUACGUUUCAUGCUCCUGUAGGGACUUUUACGUCGAAGCACUCUUGUUUGUUUAAUGUCAUUAUUUUUGUGGAUCCGAAGCAUCUUCCAGAGCUCGCUGAGAACCAGCAGGGGUUGGCAGCAGCCGCAACCAGCAAAGCACCCUCCUUGUCAGCAGACCUCAUUGAGAUGAUUUGCAAGGAUUCCUUGGAGGGCGCUCCAACCCCUAUUGGGGCCUCGCCAGUGGAUCUUCCGGGCGGCUCUGUCUUUCCUGUUGGCGAACCCAUUCGCUUCUCGGUGGCGUUGGAGCCACUUGCACACAACUGGCCAGAGACAUGUGUCGGUGAGGAGGAGUUUUUGAUUACCUUUAAGGCCGACCCCGCGGCGUGGCUGGUGAUCGGGAAGCAACGACUCCGCCGCGUGCUUUCCAUGAUGGAGGACGAGACGUUGUACUUCACGGCAGUGCCCGCACCUACGCCCCUGGGCACCUCCGCCGAACGCGAGGCGGGCCGUCUGACGCAGGAGCGAGACGACGACCAACCGGAGCUGCAUGUGCAGCAGCGAGUUUCAAUUGUUGCAACACCCACCGUUGAGAUUCAUUGGGUCUCACGCGGGGACACGAGCGGAGAGGGGACGCUCGUGGAGGACACCACCGUGGCCAUUGACGUGGUGCAGUUCCGCACCUCGAUGCGCAUCCGGCACUGA